Molecule: messenger RNA, 1068 nt
Organism: Penicillium odoratum
Lineage: Eukaryota; Fungi; Ascomycota; Eurotiomycetes; Eurotiales; Aspergillaceae
Product: putative transcriptional regulator
Exons: 2
Coding region: 1-1068 (355 amino acids)
Cellular component (GO): nucleus
Source: RefSeq, a predicted model, not a curated record
AUGGCACGUCAAUAUAAGCUGCCAGACUCCGAAUCGGAGUCUGAACCAGAUGUGUCUUCUACUCCUUCCGAUGACCAACUUGAACAGGGACUGCGCGAUGAGAUCGCCGGGAUCUUCAAAUCCGGUAACAUGGAGGAGCUUACUGUGAAACGAGUGCGACUUGCCGCGGAGAAGAAGCUUGGUCUAAUAGAGGGAUACUUAAAAAAUACGGGGGAUUGGAAGGCACGAAGCGAAAAAAUUAUAAAGGAUGAAGUGGACGCGCAGGAAGCGCAAAACGACGAUGCUGAUUCAACCGAAAAGUCCCCAUCGCCUCCGCCGCAACCAAAAAAGACUGCGCCCAAGCGUUCUAAUAGUGACAGUGCACCCAAGCCGAGAAAACGCCAGAAGACACAAACUCCUGUUUCGGAGGACGAUGUACCAGUGCUUUCUGGUCACGAGAGUGAGGAAGAGGUCACAAAGCCAAAAAAGCGUGCGGCACCCAAGAAAAAGGUGUCUCCGAAACCCGCCACAGACGAGUCACAAGGUUCAGAUGCCCAAGAAGAUUCCGAUGCGUUGAAAGCGUCGGAAGUUGUCAAGGACGACUCUGAAAGCGAGAUGUCCGUGGUCCUGGAUGAGGAACCCAAACCCAAGCCUACACGCAAGCGACAGAGUAGCGAUGCAUCCUCCAAGAAGGAAAAGAAGAAGCCGGCGCCCAAAGCCAAAUCCAAAGACGACGAAGAUCCCGAUCAGGCAGAGAUCAAGCGGUUACAAGGGUGGCUCGUCAAAUGUGGUAUCCGUAAGAUGUGGUUCCGUGAGCUGGCGCCGUACGACACCGCAAAGGCAAAGAUUAAGCAUCUCAAGGAGAUGCUCGAGGAUGCUGGUAUGACGGGGCGGUACUCGCAGGAGAAAGCCAAUCAGAUUCGCGAUGAGCGAGAGCUCAAGGCAGACUUGGAGCAGAUCCAACAAGGUGCGAAGCAAUGGGGAAAAGGGAGCGGAGACGAAGAUGAGGGACCACCUCCACGCCGUGCUGCUGCUCGAGGUCGACAGGCGCUUGCAUUUCUGGAAAGCGAUGGUGAAGAGUCGGACUGA